This is a messenger RNA of Cynoglossus semilaevis (tongue sole), 2228 nucleotides long. It is a transcript of the gene gpnmb, whose product is annotated as glycoprotein (transmembrane) nmb. Gene Ontology annotation, biological process: cell adhesion. Gene Ontology annotation, molecular function: integrin binding. The transcript is spliced from 12 exons. Lineage: Eukaryota; Metazoa; Chordata; Actinopteri; Pleuronectiformes; Cynoglossidae. The coding region runs from base 151 to 1977 and encodes 608 amino acids. The record is from RefSeq and is a predicted model, not a curated record. Gene Ontology annotation, cellular component: plasma membrane.
CGUCCACACUGGGAGAGCUGGACAAGCAGGGACGGAGACAAGUCGUUUCAGAGCUGCUGCCACUGCACAGACGUUUGUUCGUUUGUUUUUUAAGAUUUCUAUUCCGGGAAAAAGUUUUUGUUGUUUUUUAACUCCUGGUGAGAAGUGGAAAUGGAAGCUACGCCAUUCGUCCUCCUUUUGGCCUGGGUCUUCUUAGGCAGUGACCAAGUGGAAGGACGCACGACCGUUGGUGAAAUGUUUCCUCAUAAACAUGCCAUAGACAAGAAGUUUCCUUACCCCAUCCCUCCGAUCCCUGGCUGGGAUCCAGACACCAACCCCUGGGAUGACUACCUCUACCCACCACUCAACCCCAAACCAAAAGGACUCCUGCACCGAGGAGGUAAACCUAAGGUCCGCCUGACCAGUGACAGCCCGGCACUGAAUGGCUCCUGCAUCACCUUCACCGCCAAGCUGGAGUAUCCUCCCUGUCAGAAGGAGGACGCCAACGGAGAUCUUGUUUGGGACGAUCACUGUGACGAUGCUAACGGACAGCUUCGUUACGGUUACGUCUACAACUGGACUUCUUGGUUGGAUGAUUACGGCUUUGGAAAGUGCCCAGACGCAAACAAAUGUAACGUGUUCCCCGAUGGGAAGCCCUUCCCUCAGAGCAACGACUGGAGACACAAGAGCUACGUCUACGUGUGGCACACCAUGGGCCAGUACUAUGAGACAUGUGACGGCUCCUCCUCCAGCGUCACCAUCAAUACCACCAAAGUCCCACUGGGGGCAGAAGUCAUGGAGGUCAUGGUUUAUAGGAAACGUGAGCGCAGGAAGUACAGCCCUCUCACCACUGACAACACUGUCUUCUACGUCACAGAUAAGAUCCCAGUGGCGGUCAGCAUCUUCCAAAAAGCUGCCGUCAACCAGUCGGAGAAUGUGUUCUUUCGUGGUGAGGACGUCGUCUUCAAGGUCCAGCUCCAUGAUCCCAGUGGUUAUCUGAAAAGUGCUCAGUCUGUGGACUACAUCUGGGACUUCCAAGACGGGAACCAGCUGGUAACGAACCGCAACGUGACCACGCACGCCUACAGCACACUCGGCAAAAUGAGUGUGAAGCUGGUGGUGGAGGCAGUGUUCCCUGCAGAGUGUCCACCAGCUGCUGCAACAACGACCCCGAGGAGUGGCACCACACCACCUCCUACAGCGGCUCCCACACCUCCACCCAGGACCCAUACUCUUACAAUGAAGAUGGAGACCACACAGGCACCACCCAGCUUCUCCACUGCCUCAAAGAAUUUGCCCACAACAGAACUCCUCCCCCCGACUCCUGACCCUGUUACCCCGGACUAUGACUCCACCACGAUGCCCUGGCUUCACUCCAACCAACUCGGCAACGCACCGUGUUUCCACUAUGUGUAUGGAACGUUCACUGGGAACAUUAGCAUCAUUGAGCCAAAGCCAAAACUGAACAGUCAACCAAACAGUCGCAUCGUUGAUGUGUUGGCAGCCAGAGUGACCAAAACUGACGUCAGCUUUCUGGUCAAAUGUCUGGGCAGCAUCCCUACCUCAGCCUGCACCAUCGUCUCAGAUCCCACCUGCACUCAGGUGCGUAACAUCAUGUGCGACGACGUGCCGCCGUCGUCAGAGUGUGAGGUUCACCUGAGGAGAACCUUUUUAGAACCGGGAACAUACUGCGUCAACAUCACCCUGGAGGACUCCAGCAGCCUGGCCCUGGCCAGCACGACCGUCACCAUCAACAAGUCCCAGGAUGCACCUGGAGCCAGGACUUCUCACAGCGCAGAGGUGGUUCUGUCGUCCAGUGCUGUGCUGGUGGCCGUCUUUGCCUUCAUUGCUUAUCUGGUCUACAAGCGUUAUAAGGUGUACCGGCCCAUUCGCAGCUCACUGGUGGAGGACGCCUGCAGCCAUGUUGGAGACCGCGUGGUUCGCCUGAGAGAGGCACUGUUCCCGUCUAAUGAGGAGGGUCGUCGCCUGCUUAUUUAGACCACACGGAGCUGCACUUAAAGUAGUCUGCCAAGAAUGGUAAAACUAUUGACUAAAUGUUCAACUAUUCAGAAAAUUAAACAUUUUUUCCAAUCACCAAAAAGUACUGAAUACUAUACACGUAUUGUAUUUUCUGGACUAUAAAUCACCCCGGAGUAUCAGUCGCACCAGCCAAACAAUGCCUAAUGAAAAAACAAAACAUAUAUAAGAGUUUCAAAUGGUACAGGAGUAGCAGAUACUGGUACACAAGC